ACAAACCAUGUCAAAGCUCUCAGCUUUAGUACAAGAAUUCCAUUGAAUCUGAUAUUCGCAUAUCUCAGGAGAGAGAGAGAGAGAGAGAGCGCAUAUCUCAGGAGAGAGAGAGAGAGAGAGAGAGAUGGCAGUUGGGUUAUUGGAGGUGAAUCUUGUGAGUGCAAAGGGCCUUGGAGAAACCCAUUUAUUCAGUCGUAUGGAUCCGUAUGUUGUGAUUGAAUACAAAGGCCAAGAGAGAAAGAGCAGCGUCGCCAGAGAACAAGGAAGCAGUCCGGAGUGGAACGAGAAAUUUACGUUCAGGGCAGAAUAUCCAGGUUCAGGGGGAGAGUAUAAGAUCACUCUCAAGAUCAUGGACCAAGACACCUUCACUUCUGAUGACUUUAUCGGCCAAGCGACAAUAUACGUGAAAGAGUUAUUGGCACUGGGAGUGCAGAAUGGAACUGCCGAACAACAUCCUCUUUACUAUAGCGUUGUUCGCGCUAAUAAUACUUAUCAUGGGGAGAUCAAAGUCGGCCUAACUUUCACUCCGCAAGUAGAACAGGAUGACGGGGAACAAUCGUUUGGAGGAUGGAAGAACAGUGCUGCGUAUCCAUAGAGAAACAAUACGUCUGCAGAUGGGGUUGCAUUGCAGAGUAGGGUUUGAGUUCGAGUCCGGGCCCACACUCGAUCUGUGGGACCCAUGCUGAUCGUAGAUAAGCUCCAAGUAAGAGAGGAUUUUGGGGCUGGUGUGUUUGCAAGGCCUAGGCUUAUUUCCACUUUAGCCUCCUUGUAAUCUCUCAAAUCCUUGGUUCUUGGGUUUGAAAGCAAAUUCCGUAAUGAUUUUAUCUUCUCGCACAUCUAUGCUUCCGACUCUGUAAGAUUAUGUAUACGAAUUUCUUUUCCCUAUUAUUGCUUGUAUAAGAAAAAAUAUUUCGCCCUU
Malus domestica (apple) is the source of this 919-nucleotide messenger RNA. RefSeq names its product 16 kDa phloem protein 1-like. The record is from RefSeq and is a predicted model, not a curated record. Lineage: Eukaryota; Viridiplantae; Streptophyta; Magnoliopsida; Rosales; Rosaceae.